Messenger RNA from Dama dama (fallow deer), 3713 nucleotides. RefSeq names its product apolipoprotein L3-like. Gene Ontology annotation, cellular component: membrane; extracellular region. Gene Ontology annotation, biological process: lipoprotein metabolic process; lipid transport. Gene Ontology annotation, molecular function: lipid binding. NCBI's taxonomy places the organism in Eukaryota, Metazoa, Chordata, Mammalia, Artiodactyla, Cervidae. Bases 786 to 1808 code for a protein of 340 amino acids. The record is from RefSeq and is a predicted model, not a curated record. The transcript is spliced from 10 exons.
CUGAACACAACUGAAUGACUAAAACUUUGAAAAUGUUAAUGUACCGGAAUCCCCAGGUCCACCGCCACCUUUGUUAGAAAUGCAUGGGGACAGAGAUGCCAGCAGAGUAUAUCUGGGCACAGAGGGUGUGUGUGGUCAUUGCAGAGAUGCACAGCUGGUGGCUGCAUCUGCACAACUGAGACAUUCUGGAUCUUGUUGACACUCAGCCAGAGGAAGAUGCCUGGGUAAGCAGGGGAGAAGGACCCUGCCCAUCUCCCCGUCCUCAGGAUGAAUGUCUGAGAAAGCAUGAUGUCACUAGUUGACAGAAGAAGGAACUGGAAGCUCAGAGAGGAUCAUUGUGAGAAGUAAAAGGAAGUGAAUUCAUACCAAGCAAUUGGGAAGGUGCCUGGUGCAAAGUGGGAAAUCAUCAACCACAAUCGCUAAUAAGUAGUCUGCUGUGCACCCAGCUGGGAUCCUUGGAUUCCUUUCCCACUGGGUUGAUGUUCCUGAUUCCUGGAUCCCACGUCUAUCUCCCUCAUGGGAAGUAGAGCAUAGUCAUCCAAAAUGUGUGAUUUGCAUCAGAAAGACUCGGGUUCCAGUCCAGACUCUGGCACCAGCGCGAAAACUUGGACUGAGCUAAGUUUAAAUGGCUGUCUCCUGUCUGAUUACCUUCUUCUUGGCCCCAACAGGAGAGCAGGAUUCUGACUUGGCUUGGAAGGAGCUGUAGGAGGGUUGAGGUCAUACCUCCUUCCAGCCUGACACAGACAAGGAGCUGAGGGAGGCCUCUGAGAGCCCCUGCUUCCACCAUGAGCUCAGAAAACUUCGGAAACUGCUCAGAUAUUGAGAUUUUUUUUGAGGAGGUUGUUGAAUGUCUCUGGGACAUACUGAGCAGAAAGGAACUGCUCCUCCUGCUGAAUAUAUUCCUGGAGAGAAUUAAGACUGAGGCCGGUUUGUCCAGGGAAGAGGCAGAGGAACUACACAAAUACGUGGACGAAUUAAAAAGAGCCUUGGUUGAGGAGGACCAAGAAAGAGUCCCCAAAGAGCAGCUGGACAGGAGGAGGUUUCUGAUUAAGUUUCCUCGGGUGAAACGGCAGCUGGAGGAGUUCGUAGGCAAGUUCCACAAGCUCGCAGACGAGGUUGACAAGGUGCAUAAGGGAUGUACCAUCUCCAACCUGAUGGCCCACAGCACCGGUGCUGUGUCUAGUAUUCUGACCAUUGUUGGCCUGGCUCUGGCACCCGUGACAGCGGGGGCCAGUGUGGCGCUCUUGGCCACUGGGAUAGGGCUGGGAGCAGCAGCGGCUGUGACCCAAGUGUCCACCACUAUCAUCAAACAUGUGAAGAGGUCAUCAGCAGAAACCGAAGCCAGUCACAUGAUGUCAAGUGUCGUCAAGAAAUGGAAGGUUCUCCUAGAGGUACUCAAGAGCAACCCCCACAUUAUUGACACAACAGAGAAAGUCACAGAAGCUGUGCAAUGCAUUGAAAUGAACAUCUAUGCCAUGGAGACAGGCAAAGCCAACCCUGGCUCUGCAGCCAAUGCAAACAUCUACAUGAGACCUGGGAGGAUCUCAGGCCCAGCCAUUCAGCAGAUAGAGGGAGGUUUCAGAGCGACAGCUUUAACAAUUACCAAAGGAGUCCAGAUCGCGGGCUUGGCCACUGCAGGGAUUUUCCUUCUGGUGGAUGUGGGCUUGCUGGUGAAGGAGUCAAAGCACUUGCACGAUGGUGCCAAGACAGUAGCAGCUGAAAGCCUUAGGCAGCGGACAUGGGAGUUGGAGAGGAAGUUGGAGGAGCUCACCCAGAUCUAUGAGAAUCUGCAGGAGGACCUGAUUUAGCCACCCCCAGAGCAGUGCAGGGUCCAGGGACACGUGAGGGGCUAAAGUGCAGAGGUACCUUGUUAGAGGGAAAGACAGGGAGACCACAUUAAUGAAGCUGGGUGUUAGGAAUUUGGCAUUUCUGUGGUUGAGCAAAGCAGUGCAUGGAUAGAUGUAGGUGAUGGAUGAGGAGAGAGAAGGAAGGGGCUUGGAGCCUGCAUUAAGGGAGGAGGGGGCACGAGAGAAUGAGAGGCGGGGAGAAACCACUUUUUUUUCAUACUAAGAACAUUUUAUUUUGUGUUGGAGUAUAGCCGAUUAACAGUGUUGUGAUAGUUUCAGGUGAACUGCAAAGCGACUCAGCCAUACACACACAUGCAUCCAUUUUCCCCCAAACUCCCCUCCCGUCAGAAACCACUUCCUUUGGACUAAAGAUGACCCUGGAGGCAGAAUAAAGGGAGAGGCAGGUGAACUAGCAAUGAGAGGCCAGGUAUAGGAACGGGUUGACAACGGGAGAAAGUCAGAGAGUUAGGAUUGUUGGGAUCCAGAAGGAGCAACCGAAGGAUCUCCUCUAUCGCCCUCCAGAGGCUGUGAUGUCCCAGCAAGAAGAGUCUUCUGCUGGUGAUCUCUAGGCCUCUCCUCCAACAUCAACUCACCUGUGGCCCUAGCUGAUGUAUCUUACUAAGGCAGUGACUUCUUUGGUUUGUUUGCUUUAUUGAAGGAUAAUUGAUUUACAAUAUUCUGUUGAUUUCAGGUAUACAGCAAAGUGAUUCAAUCAUACAGGUAUCUAUGUAUUUAUCUGGGCUUCCCAGGUGGUAAAGAAUGUGUCUGCUAAGAAGUCUACUCACAUCUUGAUCAUUGAAAAGGAAGUGGACCCCUCUCCUUUAUCUCUUCCCUUGUCUGUAAGCUCCAGGCCCUGGCCAUGCAAUUGUUUUCAUCCUCUCCUAGUCCAGUUAGUGAACCACGUCUCCACAUAACCAUGGCCUCCGCUCUGCUGACUUUUUUUGCUCCUUGCCUUGGGAGUAAGUGAAAGGCCAGGGCAUGGAUGUGGAAACCUGUCACUUGCCAGGUCACAAAUAGGAGUCAUCACUACCCUUACUGUCCAAAACCCUGAGCUGUAUUCUGUCCUCACUCUAAAAUCGUCCCGUCCUAGAGCUGAUGGCCAAGCAGCAACCUGCAGGUGUGGGUGCCACAGGUACCUCUGGGAGGAGCACAGGGGGAUGGUCAAGCCAGCUUGGACCACCAUCUAGAAGGAAGAAGCCUAAGGAUGAGAGGGAGGUUGUAGUUUAAGUUCUUGCCUCCUAGGCACAUGAAGACCAAUGUGGGAGAGAGCAAAGCACUUCUCAGAUGAGGGUUGUUAACAAAAUUGGCACAAAUGAUCAUAUUCAAGUUGAAUAAAGCUUUUAAUAAAACAGUCUUGUUCUUUAUAAAAAAAAAAAAAAAAAGAAUGUGUCUGCUAAGCAAGAGACACAGGUUUGAUUCCUGGCUAGGGAAGAUUCCCUGGAGGAGGAAAUAACACCCCACUCCAACAUUCUUGUCUGGGAAAUCCAUAGACAGUGGAGCCUGGCAUGCUACAGUCCAUGGGGUUGCAGAGAGUCAGACACGACAGAACAUCUCAGCAUGUGUAUAUCUAUAUUCUUUUUUAUCCGUUUCUAUUAUAGUUCAUUACAAGAUAUUGAAUACUGUUCCUAUGCUACUACAGUAGCAGGCCUUUGUUUAUCUGGUGUGUAUCUGUUAACCCCAUCUCCUAAUUUAUCUAUCCCCCCCAAACUUUGGUAAAUGUUCAUUUUCUAUGUGUAUGAGUCUUUUUCUAUUCUGUAAAUAUGCUCAUUUAUAUUAUUUUAUGGAUUCUACAUAUAAGUUAAUAUCACAUAUUUGUCUUUGUCUGACUUACUUCACUCAGUAUAGUAAUCUCUAGAUCCACACAUA